Molecule: messenger RNA, 1468 nt
Organism: Fukomys damarensis (Damara mole-rat)
Lineage: Eukaryota; Metazoa; Chordata; Mammalia; Rodentia; Bathyergidae
Gene: Hebp1
Product: heme binding protein 1
Exons: 4
Coding region: 167-703 (178 amino acids)
Source: RefSeq, a predicted model, not a curated record
GAAGCUGGGUGGUAAGACCCGGAUCAUCUGGGUGGGUGAAACGCUCAGUGAAUGAAGACUUGUGAGCAGGGGAUUCAGUGAUACAGAAUGCUCAGCACGGGCUCCCCAGACAGCCUCCAUCACAUCCAGAGCCUCGAUCUCCCUUCUGCUGGUGACUGCCAGAUUCAUGUUGCUCCAUGCCAGCUUCCUGCUGAGCUCCAGACCCCCGUGUCCAGUUGCCCAGAGGAGAGCUUGCUCAUGCAAGAGGAGACUGGAAGACGUCUCCUAUGAGGAAAGAGCCUGUGAAGGAGGCAAGUUUGCCACGGUGGAAGUGACAAAUAAGCCCGUGGAUGAGGCCCUCCGAGAAGCGAUGCCCAAGGUCAUGAAGUAUGUGGGGGGCACCAACGACAAGGGAAUUGGGAUGGGGAUGACAGUCCCUGUUUCCUUCGCGGUCUUUCCUGAUGAGGAUGGCUCUCUACAGAAAAAAUUAAAAGUCUGGUUCCGGAUUCCGAACCAGUUUCAAAGCAACCCACCAGUUCCCAGUGACGACAGCAUCAAGAUUGAGGAGAGGGAGAGCAUCACUGUCUAUUCCACUCUUUCCUCUGGAUUUGAAGAACCUGUGAACUGGUGUCCGCUUCACGCCCUGAUCUGGAGCCGUGGCCAAGACAGGAUGAGAAUAACCAGUCCUUCGCGGAUGAAGUCCUGGGUGUUUUCACGUCGGUGACCCCAUAAUCAGCGUGCCGAAUGCUUGCCAGGCGUGACAAAUGGCUUGUAAAAGAGCAAAGCAUGAUUCAGAGAACGCCACCAAGGAUCAUGCACUAUUUGGCCUCAUCUUGGCCUGGUGUAAAUUCAGACUUUUGAGUCAUAAAGCUCGUCGGAAACGCGGGUGUAUUCGGCUCUAAUAAAGAUUUUAGUGCAACUCAGAUUUAGAGUGGUAUAUUUAGGCUGCAGGAUGACUGUGGUGCAGAGGCAGAUGAUGUAAGGGAAGGAAUAAUCUCCAAAUAAAGGUUUUGAUUGCUUCUCUUUCCCUAACUUCUGCCAGCAGGAGAAUUGCCUGAUUUAGAAAAAGUCUCUUUUCUUACUAGGAAAGGAAAAUGUUCAUGAUUUUGGGCAGGAGAAGAGAUGCAUUAGAAGGGGUUUAUUUGGGGGGCUAUGUAACGCUUGUGUGGGGUCCCUUCUGAGACUUCUUGGGUCCUUGCCUCUCUUAGCUCUGACGUAACAAAGCUGCCACACAUCCUUCUGGGGUGAGCACAGUUGCUCCGCUUUGGGAGAGACUGUAGCUCCUCCCUCUCCUACUUGUCCCUCCUUCCUGUUGGCGACAGAGGCCAGAGAGGACCGGGCAGGUGGUGGAACGGGUUAAGUGAAAACAGUGGGGAACGGUGGCCUGGGGAACAGCUUACCAUCUCUGGGGAAUUGCAGAUAAGGGGAGCUCACAUUUAGGAUGUGACUGUUGGUUUCAGGCCCUGGCAUGAUUAUAAUUUUUUACCUC